This is a messenger RNA of Penicillium nucicola, 1392 nucleotides long. Its product is annotated as Major facilitator superfamily domain general substrate transporter. Gene Ontology annotation, biological process: intracellular polyamine homeostasis; transmembrane transport. The record is from RefSeq and is a predicted model, not a curated record. Gene Ontology annotation, molecular function: polyamine transmembrane transporter activity. Bases 1 to 1392 code for a protein of 463 amino acids. Lineage: Eukaryota; Fungi; Ascomycota; Eurotiomycetes; Eurotiales; Aspergillaceae. The transcript has a single exon.
AUGUCCGAAACAAAAUCCAUCGAAACACGGACCUCCCCAAUCUCAUGGUUCGACCGCUUUUGUUUUGUGGCAAGACGAGACGAUCCGAAAACUCACCCGGCAUGGCAAAAGAAUGCUAUAGUUGGGAUUGUUACUCUCUCUGCUUUCACUGCACCCUUCGCAUCCUGCAUUCUCUUCCCAUCUUUCGGGAUUCUCGUGGAACAUUUCCAUACUACCCAAACUAAAGUCGCUCUCACCACGACUGUGUUCCUUCUGGGUCUGGCAGCUGCGCCAUUGUGGUGGAGUACCCUAAGUCAACAAUAUGGUCGCCGGCCGGUGCUUGUCUUCAGCUUUCUUAUCUCGACAGUCGCCGUUAUUGUCUGUGCUGCUACCAACUCACUCCCUCUUAUCAUUGUGUUUCGUCUGAUUGAGGCGCUGGGCUGUUCAUCCGCACAAAGCGUAGGAGCAGGUGUGAUCAGUGAUAUCUACAAUUCAACUGAGCGUGGAUCAGCUCUGGGGUGGUUCUAUCUUGGCACGUUGAUUGGACCUUUGGUUGCCCCUGUUAUCGGAGGUGCCCUUCAAGUAUGGCUUGGCUGGCGAGCAAACCUUUACUUCAUGGCUAUCUUCACUUUUACCACUUCAAUCCUGACGAUGCUGUGUCUUCCUGAGACAUUGGCUAAAGUUUCUACUCCGAAACAUGAAAAGCUGCCCUGGUACCAUCACGUCCAGCGAGAUGUGCUAGCUCCCCUUCCGAAAUUGAAAUUCCUCUUGGUGGCAUCAAUUUCCUUGACGAUCGCCUAUAUCAGCAUCUGUUUCGCCAGUCUGUACUGCUUCAACACUACCCUUCCUUAUGCAUACUCGGCGCCACCCUACAAUUUCUCCGCGAUCGAAAUUGGCCUUUGUUACAUUAGCAAUUGCCUCGGAUAUGCGAUUGGGAGCGUUGUAGGUGGCAAGUUGAGUGAUGCUAAGCUACGUCAGUACCAGGCCACUCACAACGGUGACAUUAAUCCGACCGAAAGAAUCAAGACCGUGUGGUAUGGUGUUGGUUUUGUACCGGCUGGUUUGCUGAUAUACGGCUGGUUGGUUGAGAAUAAAGUGUUCUGGAUUGCUCCUCUCGUCGGCGCGUUCUUGUUUGGACUAGGACUCAUGCUGGUUACCUCGACGGUCAUGCCCUUCCUUGUGGAUAUCAAGCCGGGGAUGGGUGCUUCGGUUGUGGCAAAUCUAAAUUUGGUUCGCAAUGUUCUGGCGGCCAUAGGCACCGUUCUGUCACCGAUUGCUGUAACAAUCAUUGGCUUUGGGUGGUGGAUGACAAUCCUAGCAAUCCUUUGCUCAUUUUCAGUGAUCUUCAUAGUUAUUGUUAUCUGGAAAGAGGCUGCUGAAAGGAAGAAGUCGAUGUCAGGGGGUGCUGUCUAA